AUGAGUCAAGAGAAGCUCAUUCUAGCAGUCAAUGCUGGCUCGAGUUCAGUCAAGAUCUCCGUCUAUGUCACCCAUGCGCAAGAAUUGAAGCAGGUUGCAGAAGCGACGCUCAGCGGCCUCACUUCUCCGCCUGCAAAGCUCAAGCUGUCCAUUGAUGGCAAGUCUAUUGCAAAAGAUGAAGAGAUUGAAAAAAUUGAGUCGCAAGAAGAUGCGUUUGGUGCUAUCCUGACUAGGCUCGAAUCUGAAGAGUCACUGAGCCAGUUGAAGAACAAGAACGACAUCACGCACGUUGUUCAUCGUGUCGUGCACGGUGGAGACUUUCAAGAGCCGCAGAAGCUCACGCCAGAGACAGUCGAGAUACUGGAUCAUCUGACAGAACUUGCGCCGCUGCAUAAUGCACCUGCUCUAGCAAUCGUCAAAAAAUGCAACGAGCUCUUGUCUCAUGCGCACAGUUACGCUUGUUUCGACACGCAAUUCCAUGCUACAAUCCCAAAAUACGUCUCGACGUAUCCGAUUGAUCCUGAGAUUGCAGAAAAGAAUAAGCUGCGUCGAUAUGGAUUCCAUGGUUUGAGUUACAGCUUUAUGACACGCACGAUUGCUACUGCACUGAAAAGAAACGACGUCAAUCUCAUCCUUUGCCAUCUCGGUUCUGGCGCUUCCGUUUGUGCCGUCGAGCAAGGCAAGUCUAUUGAUACAACCAUGGGUUUGACGCCUCUUGAAGGUCUACCGGGCGCCACACGCUCAGGCAGUCUCGAUCCAAGUCUGAUCUUCCACUAUGCCAGCAAUGUUGGCAAAUUGUCAGGCACAAGCACAUCAGCACUGCAUAUAUCAAAAGCAGAGGAAAUACUGAACAAACAAGCUGGUUGGAAAGCAUUGACGGGGACGACUGACUUUGGCGUUUUGACAGAGAAAAUGACAGGUUCUGGGAAAGAAGCGGAAGCGUGUCACCUGGCAUUCGACUUGUUUGUGCAUCGAUUGACAUCCAUCAUUGGUGGUUACUUUGUGCAGCUGGAAGGUAAAGUGGAUGCACUCGUCUUUGCAGGUGGUAUUGGCGAAAAGUCGGAUGUGCUGCGACGCGCAGUCGUGGACAAGAUUGCUUGUCUUGGGUUUUCCCUGCACGCUCACUCUCAAGACAAGAUUGAUCGAGUGCAAUGGCUAGGCGACAAGGUACUCCUCUGUGAAACGGAUGAACAACGUGAAAUGGCUCAAAUGAUUAUGAAUGACUAG
Molecule: messenger RNA, 1227 nt
Organism: Protomyces lactucae-debilis
Lineage: Eukaryota; Fungi; Ascomycota; Taphrinomycetes; Taphrinales; Protomycetaceae
Product: acetate kinase
Exons: 1
Coding region: 1-1227 (408 amino acids)
Biological process (GO): acetate metabolic process; phosphorylation
Molecular function (GO): acetate kinase activity
Source: RefSeq, a predicted model, not a curated record